UGGUCCCCCUCACGGAUGUGCAAGGCGGCUCAUGGCUGUCCCGGUUCCCCUCACGGAGGGGCCGGGCGGGGUUCGUUCUCGCUCUCCCUCACGGAGGUGCAAGGCGCCUCGGUUCCCCUCACGGAGGGGCUGGUCCCCUCACGGAGGAAGAAGAAGAAGGCGAAAGACAAGGCCCAGAUCCUGGAGCAGAUCGUGAGCAGCAAGAAGCAGGAGGAGGAGAAGAAGCGCGGGCUGGACAAGCGGACCCCGGCGCAGGUGGCCUACGAGAAGAUGCAGGAGAAGCGGCAAAUGGAGCGGAUCCUGAAGAAAGCGUCGAAAACCCACAAGCAGCGAGUGGAGGACUUCAACAGGCACUUGGAUACUCUGACUGAGCAUUACGACAUUCCCAAAGUCAGCUGGACUAAAUGACCGGGCUGCUUUUCACGGCUCUGGAGCUGGAGUUGUGUUUUGUUUCUAUCAAGCAGCGUUGCCAUGUAAAUCUGUAUUUUCUCCAUAUUGUCCAAUACAUCUUCUGAGCUUUUAUGACUUUAUACUGUCUUAUUUUAUAGACUUGUUUUUUAAAACCAAACAUCCAGCAAUGUCUCCUCUGAGCCAAGGAGCUCUGGUUUACGUCGAUGCAGAGGGCUGGGGUUUUUUUAGUGUUUAUAGUGAGAUUAAGGCCAAAACUAAUUGCUGUGAGCCAGAUGGAAAACAUUCCUUUAUUUCUUUGGUUCUAACAGUUCUCCCUUUUUGAAGUGGGGAGUCUGGCAGUCUCACAUUUAAGUUUCUCUUGUAAGUUAUGUGAAUUGUAUAAUUACUUUCUAUCAAGUUCUGUCAGAGGCCAUGUUGCAAAAUGUGAAAUAUGUAAAAUUGUUUUAGGAAAGGAUAUUCUUUGGUAUUUGAUCUUUGUAUACUUUCAAGCCUAACCAGCAAGAAAGGAGGUUUAAUCCAUGAAACAGAGAGCAGCCAACAGGCUCUGAGUGAUGUCCAAGUUUUGAUGGCUGAUGUGCUGGAUUUCUGGGAUCCCACCGAGCAGCCAGGCUUGUGCAGCUCUGAAAUAAACAAUCAGUGUGUCUCUCGA
Vidua macroura (Pin-tailed whydah) is the source of this 1060-nucleotide messenger RNA. It is a transcript of the gene FAM32A, whose product is annotated as family with sequence similarity 32 member A. Gene Ontology annotation, cellular component: nucleolus. The coding region runs from base 16 to 408 and encodes 130 amino acids. NCBI's taxonomy places the organism in Eukaryota, Metazoa, Chordata, Aves, Passeriformes, Viduidae. The record is from RefSeq and is a predicted model, not a curated record. The transcript has 4 exons.